Messenger RNA from Taeniopygia guttata (zebra finch), 1625 nucleotides. NCBI's taxonomy places the organism in Eukaryota, Metazoa, Chordata, Aves, Passeriformes, Estrildidae. The record is from RefSeq and is a predicted model, not a curated record.
AUGCGGAGGCUUCAGAGGGAUGCAGAACGGCGGGCAAUACGGGGCUCCCGGGCCGGCUGCGGAUUCCCUUAUUUUCGUGGGGAGGGGGUUCGGACACAGACGCUUCGUAUCCCAACGGCACGGCACCUUGCCCUUUUAUUUCAUUCUGUCAUUAAUUUCUGGCCAGAGGGAGCUACCUGCGGGCAGCACUGGAGAUGCUCUCCCCGCGGCCCCGCAGGUCCCCGGGGGGUGCGGAGGGCGCCGGGGGUCGCGGGUGCUCCCGAGCGCCGCGCUCGGAGCCCGACACGCCGCGGCUCCCGCGGCACUUCCACGGGGCCACAGCUCCCACUAGCGGCCAGCGGCUGCCCUCCUCAGGGGGAGAGGCCCCCUCGGCUGUCCCCCUCCGCCGCUACACCGCGUUCUGCCCGCUCCGGCGCCCACACGGUUUCACCGCAAAAAUCACCGGCAAAACCCAAUAGGGGCGGCGGUACCCGCUGCCCCGGGAGCUGGUACCGGCCUGGGAAGGCGGCACACUGCGACAAGAGCUGUACCGAGGCUAAACACGCGUGGUGUAAAGGCAUAGUCGCUCCUGUGAAAUUAAGUGAGGAAGGAAUUGCAGAUCCGGCGACGCAAUUUGGUGGAAAAGGAUCUGAUUCCCGGGACGGAAACUUAGCACUCAAGUGGGAGCUUAGAUUAAGAUAUUCAAAGAAACGCGGGCUCGGUGGCUACUGUGCUCAGGUCACGCUUUUUGGCCGAGGAACCGGUCCCUACGGUUGGGUCGGGCCGCAGGGCCCUUCCAGAGCCGCAGAGUUACUUACGGUUCCGAACAGGGCCGGGCCGGGCCAGAGCGGGAGGCGGGGGCCGGGCCGGGCGGGGCAGGCGGCGCUCGGAGGGGCUGCGGCGGCGCGGAGCCCCUGGGCAGCCGCGGGGCCCCGGGGCAGCCGCGGAGCCCCUGGGCAGCCGCGCUGCCACCGCGCUCCUUCCCCGGUGCCGACUCUGCGCCCGCUGAUCGGCCUCCUGCCUUCCCGUCUCCCGUCCAAGAAGCGCCUCGGAAACGGGAGAAGCGUGAGAGUAAAGGCUGGGGACGGGGGUUUCAAAGCAAAAAAGACGAGUGUUCGGAACUUAGAAAUCGGCUUCGGCCGCCGCUUCUCUGGGGGCUAUUUCGGGAGGAGGUCCCAGCAGACAUUUCGUGUUUCGCAAGGAGCGCGGUUUCCUGGCAGACGAACGCACGGGGAACCGGCUGCUGGGGGAAAUCCUGCCGCGGCCUGGGGAGCGGCGCCGCGCUCCCACGGCGCCCCGGCGGCCCGGCUCGGCGGACGGCGAUGGACGCGCAAAUGGACGGAUGGGUGGAUGAGCACUGCCAGCGAGCAGUGAUGUCGACAAUAAUUAUGUAGAUAUGGGCUCUGGUACUACAAAAUCUAUAAUGAAGGGCAGCUAAUCUGAAUGGAACAGGAUUGGGACCACAAUGCGUGAUUCUCUUUUAAACAUCAGCCUAAACAUGAACUUUUUGAGGUGGAAAAGCUCACCAUAAUUCAUCAUUACAUGAAAAUGUAACAGUUUUGAAAGUCAAAAAAUUGUAUCUCAAUGGAUACAAUUACUGCUAAAUUCAAUAAAGAGAAAUGAUGAUUGACGCUUAUUCACUUAAA